Molecule: messenger RNA, 3958 nt
Organism: Ornithorhynchus anatinus (platypus)
Lineage: Eukaryota; Metazoa; Chordata; Mammalia; Monotremata; Ornithorhynchidae
Gene: NCAM1
Product: neural cell adhesion molecule 1
Exons: 24
Coding region: 141-3578 (1145 amino acids)
Biological process (GO): cell adhesion
Cellular component (GO): membrane
Molecular function (GO): protein binding
Source: RefSeq, a predicted model, not a curated record
GGGUGGUGCGGCCCGGGCUGUCAGUCAUUCCCCGCUCGGCGCGUGGCCGCCCAGCUCCGCGACGCCCCCCGCUCCCCGCUCCCACUCGCCGCCCAACGCUCCGUCGCCCCGUCGCCCGCCCGCCCGCCCGGCCCGUUACCAUGCUGCAACCCGCCGACCUCAUCUGGACUUUGCUUUUCCUGGGAACUGCAGUCUCUCUCCAGGUGGAUAUCGUUCCCAGCCAGGGGGAAAUCAGCGUCGGAGAGUCCAAAUUCUUCUUGUGUCAAGUGGCUGGGGAAGCCAAAGACAAAGACAUCUCCUGGUUCUCCCCCAAUGGGGAAAAGCUGACUCCGAACCAGCAGCGCAUCUCUGUGGUCUGGAAUGAUGACUCUUCCUCCACCCUCACCAUCUACAACGCCAAUAUCGAUGACGCUGGCAUCUACAAGUGUGUUGUCACCAGCGAGGAUGGCAGCGAAUCAGAGGCCACGGUCAACGUGAAGAUCUUCCAGAAAUUGAUGUUCAAGAACGCCCCAACCCCACAGGAGUUCAAAGAAGGAGACGAUGCCGUGAUUGUGUGUGACGUGGUCAGCUCCCUGCCCCCAACCAUCAUCUGGAAGCACAAGGGUCGUGACGUCAUCCUGAAAAAAGACGACCGAUUUGUCGUCCUGACCAACAAUUAUCUGCAGAUCCGAGGCAUCAAGAAAACAGAUGAGGGGACCUAUCGCUGUGAGGGCAGGAUCCUGGCUCGGGGGGAGAUCAACUUCAAGGACAUUCAGGUCAUUGUGAAUGUGCCGCCCUCGGUCCGGGCCAGGCAGAGCCUGGUGAAUGCCACAGCCAACCUGGGCCAGUCGGUCACCCUGGUGUGCGACGCGGACGGCUUCCCGGAGCCCACGAUGAGCUGGACAAAAGAUGGAGAGCAGAUCGAGCCCGAGGAUGAUGACAAGUUCAGCUUCAGUGAGGACAAUUCCGAACUGACCAUCAGGAAGGUUGACAAGAAUGAUGAGGCAGAGUAUAUCUGCAUCGCCGAGAACAAAGCAGGAGAACAGGAAGAUUUUAUCCAUCUCAAAGUCUUUGCAAAACCCAAAAUCACAUAUGUGGAGAACAAAACCGCCAUGGAGCUGGAGGAGCAGAUCACGCUGACCUGCGAGGCCUCCGGAGACCCCAUCCCUUCCAUCACCUGGAGAAGUGCCACGCGGAACAUCAGCAAUGAAGAGAAGGCUUCGUGGACUCGACCCGAGAAACAAGAGACCUUGGACGGGCGCAUUGUGGUGCGCAGUCACGCGCGAGUCUCGUCCCUGACGUUAAAGAGCAUCCAGUACACGGACGCCGGCGAGUACGUCUGCACCGCCAGCAACCUCAUUGGCCAGGACUCCCAGGCCAUGCACCUGGAAGUGCAGUAUGCCCCCAAGCUGCAGGGCCCCGUGGCGGUUUAUACCUGGGAGGGGAACCAGGUCAACAUCACCUGCGAGGUGUUCGCCUAUCCCAGCGCCGUCAUCUCCUGGUUCCGCGACGGGCAGCUGCUCCCCAGCUCCAACUACAGCAACCUCAAGAUCUACAGCAGCCCCUCAGCCAGCUACCUGGAGGUGACCCCUGACUCCGAGAAUGACUUUGGGAACUACAACUGCACGGCUGUGAACCGCAUCGGCCAGGAGUCCCUGGAAUUCAUCCUUGUCCAAGCAGACACCCCGUCAUCCCCAUCCAUCGGCGGUGUGGAACCCUACUCUAGCACCGCGCAGGUCCAGUUUGACGAGCCGGAGGCCACGGGAGGUGUGCCCAUCCUCCGCUACAAGGCCGAGUGGAGACCUGUGGGGGAGGAGAAGUGGCACUCCAGGUGGUACGAUGCCAAGGAAGCAAACGUGGAAGGGCUGAUCACCAUCGUGGGGCUGAAGCCAGAGACGACCUACUCCGUGAGACUGUCGGCCGUCAACGGAAAGGGGCUCGGGGAGAUCAGCGGGGUCUCGGAGUUCAAGACCCAGCCAGUCCACGCUCCUUCACCGACUCCUGCGCCCCCCUCCUCCCGCACUGCCCUGCUGCCCGCUGCAGCCACAACUUGGCCACCCGCGUCUCCAGCCACCGAGCCAGCUAAAGGAGAACCCAGCGCCCCCAAACUGGAGGGGCAGAUGGGCGAGGACGGGAACUCCAUCAAAGUGAAUGUGAUCAAGCAGGAUGACGGCGGCUCCCCGAUUAGACACUACCUGAUUAAGUACCGCGCGAAGCACGCCUCAGAGUGGAAGCCUGAGAUCAAGCUCCCGUCGGGCAGCGACCACAUCACGCUCAAGGCCCUGGACUGGAACGCAGAGUACGAGGUCGUGGUGGUGGCUGAGAACCAGCAGGGCAAGUCCAAGGCCGCCCACUAUGCGUUCAGGACGUCGGCCCAGCCCACGGCCAUCCCAGCUGGCACCAGCCCCACCUCCAGCCUGGGCACUGGUGCUAUCGUGGGUAUCUUGGUGGUGGUCUUUGUCCUGCUGCUGGUGGCCGUGGACAUCACCUGCUACUUCCUGAACAAGUGCGGCCUGUUCAUGUGCAUCGCCGUCAACCUGUGUGGGAAGGCCGGCCCCGGAGCCAAGGGCAAGGACAUGGAGGAGGGCAAAGCCGCAUUCUCGAAAGAUGAAUCUAAGGAGCCUAUCGUGGAGGUACGCACGGAGGAGGAACGGACCCCCAACCACGAUGGUGGGAAACACACGGAGCCAAAUGAGACCACACCGCUGACGGAGCCAGAGCUGCCAGCCGACCCCGCAGCCGCUGGCGAAGACAUGCUACCUUCUGUCACCACCGUGACCACUAACUCUGACACUAUCACCGAAACCUUUGCCACUGCUCAGAACAGCCCCACCAGUGAGACCACCACCCUCACCUCCAGCACUGCCCCCCCAGCCGUGGCCCUCCCCGACUCUAACUCGGUGCCGCCCGCCCACGCCACCCCGGCCAAGGGCCCCGCGGCCCCGGCCCCCUCGCUGCCUCCCGCCUCGGUCCCCAGGGUGGCCCCCCUGGUGGACCUCAGCGACCCCCCGGCCUCGCCGCCGCCCCCCUCUGGCAAUCCGCCCUCGGGCGUGCCGGCCCCCCCAGGGGCCGUCCUCAGCCCCGGCGCCCCGGCCGGCCCGGCGGAGACCCCCAAGGCUCCCACGGGGAGCCAGCCGGCCCCGGCCGCCCCCUCCGAGCCCUCGCAGGCCAAACCGGAGCCGGCCGGCCCCAAAGGCCCGGACCCGGGGGCCGCCCCCGCGAAGAGCCCGGCUGGCGCCCCGGCGAACCUCCCCAGCCCGAAGAACGAGGCCGCCUCGGCCAGCGCCGCGCACCCCCCCCAGGGCGAGGACUUUAAAAUGGACGAAGGCACCUUCAAGACCCCAGACAUUGACCUUGCAAAGGAUGUUUUUGCAGCCCUGGGUACUGCCGCUCCGGCCCCUGGGGCGAGCGGGCCCGUCCCCGGGCCUGCCGCUUCCCCCGCAGACAGCUCUGUGUCGCCUGCACCAGCAAAGACCGAGAAAGCCCCCGUAGAAGCUAAGUCGGAGGGCCAGGAGGCCGAAAGUCCGCCAGCCCCCGCAGAAGUCAAGACGGUCCCCAGUGAAGCCACACAAACAAAUGCGAACGAGAGCAAAGCAUGAUGGGGGACGGGGAUGAGCAGCAAUCAGAUCAAACGACGGAACAACUUCACCGAGCAUCUCCCCCACCUCGCACGCUCACACGCACGCAUAUGCACACACGCACGCGCACACACACACGCGUGUGCACACAGACACACACACACACACACACCCCCCAUUGCUCUAGUGUCUCUUGCCUUUUUUUUUUUUCCCAAAAACAAAAGCAGACAGACCAGCCAGCCAUGGGAGUUCUUUUUGUAUGUCUGUAGAAAGGGUCCAUCUGUGAUACACUAGCUUUGAAGAAAACUAAAACAGAAAGGGUCAGCACCCACCCAAAUUCAGAAUACUCUGUUCCCCGAGACCAUUUGGUUAAGGAAUAAAAAAAAAAGAAAAAACCAAAA